AUGGUUGACGCUGCUGCGGAUUAUUCUCCACUGCCGGCAAUGGAAGAACGGCAGCAGCCACUGGCGAUGGAGGAUACUAAGGGAAUUCUGCAGAACCCUGCUAAUUCACUUCUGAGAUGCGUGUCAAUUGUGCCCGCGGCUGUUGCGACAUCAGCAGGGAAAAUUUUGUUACCCCCAAAUCUGCUAUCUCAAUCUGAUGAGCAUAUCUCGCUUUUGAAUAAGGAAACGUCUAAGUCAAACUCCCCUUCGCAGCAAAUCUCUCCCUCAAGUUUAGAAAAAGAAGAUUCUUCCCCAAAUAUCUCUAGUAAUAACUCCAGUCAAAGGUUAAAUCCCGAAGUUCUAGAAUUUACUAUCUCGAUUUUAGAGCUAAUUAUGGCCCAAAAAACGUAUUUGUCUAAGGAUGAUAUGGAGAUAGGGAACAAUACUAAGCUCUUUAACCCAAGUUAUUCGAUUGAAGAAAUUAAUUCCGAAUCCGGACUAAAUCAUGUUUCCAAUGGUUCUGAAGAUGAAGAUUUCGAUAUGGAAUACGCAAUGGCACAAGAGUCUUUUUAUAGUGAAAUUUCUGCACCAACAUAUCACAAUCGUUUGAAAAAGCCAAAGCUAAAGCAAAACUUCGAGUUCAUCGAAUAA
Molecule: messenger RNA, 630 nt
Organism: Oldenlandia corymbosa var. corymbosa
Lineage: Eukaryota; Viridiplantae; Streptophyta; Magnoliopsida; Gentianales; Rubiaceae
Source: the annotation of a GenBank genome assembly